Jaminaea rosea is the source of this 2181-nucleotide messenger RNA. RefSeq lists its product as hypothetical. Bases 276 to 1925 code for a protein of 549 amino acids. The transcript has a single exon. The record is from RefSeq and is a predicted model, not a curated record. NCBI's taxonomy places the organism in Eukaryota, Fungi, Basidiomycota, Exobasidiomycetes, Microstromatales.
CCAGACGAGGCGACCAGGGGGCCCCUUGGAGACGACUCGAUCUCGUCGGCGGCUCCUCGCUUUGUCCUCCCCCUUUCCCUCACUUCGCUUCAUCUUCCUCUUCUUGGCUACCUUCAUUCCAGACGUUGACGACAUCUUCUACAUUACAUUGCGCAACACUACUACGCAGCGACAAAAGGUUGCACUGAAUUGAUCCAACGACCUCGUCACGAAUGCUUCAAGAGGCACACUGAAUCCCGCCCUCCAUCAUCCACGUCUCUCCCUUCUGCUACGCCAUGACCAACCACGCAACUUCGCAAGGAGCUCGGAGCUCGCCAGCUGCUUCUUCGACAACAGCCCACGCCUCAUCUCCGCCCUCGAAUCGAUCUGACAAGGGAUCCUCGACCUCGCCUCGCAUGGAGCGCCAUCAUCAGCGCCUGGACAGCUCGCAGAUGACAGCAGAAGAGCGUAUGGACCUCGUUCGUCGCAAUCGGAAGCUGACUAGACUGCUGGGUGAUGAGGUGGUCAGAGAGGGAAGUCACCACGCGAGAGCUGCUUCCAGGUCGUUAUCGCCGGCAAAGGCAGCGACAAGAUCUCAGAAGGAGGAGGAGGCGCUGAGGACGAGUCAGCCUCGGCUUGAAUCGCCGCUACUUGGACAGGAGGGGGACGACGAUGCAGCAUCGUUGUCGACUUGCUCCCCGCUUCUGCUUCGCCGUCGUAGCGCUGUCGGCCCUUCGUCGUCUCCAUCGACCCCUCUUCCUCCUCAAGUCAGCGCAAAGGCUGCAGCCAUCUUGGGCGUGGCCUCAUCGCCCUCAGCGGCCGCUACAUCUGGACCGGCUCUCGACUAUCGACCCUCCGAGGAGUCGACUGGCUCGUCAUCCUCCUCCUCCAUCACUACGACAACAGGCGUGGACCCGGCUCGACCACGACGCAGCCUGGACAGCUUGCAGUCGCGCGACUCCUGUUCCCUCAGCCGCGACGUGUUGGGAACUUUGCCGUUGCGCCUGAGCGGCAACGCCAACGAAGCCAAACACCACGCUCGUGCUCAAUCGGAGCAUGUUCCGUUGGGCGAGUUUGCUGCGGCUCACGAAUCCUGGCUGGACCUGGAGCGCACCCUCGACGCCGAUGAGAUCGACAACGGCUCUUCCGCCGAACGCACCAGCACCGACCUCAUCCCAGCCUCGCACGAUGACGGUGGCGAUGCCGCUCAAACCUCGCCAAAUCCGGCUCGCGCAGAGCGCCGUCGUCGAGUGGACAAGAUGACUCGCUGGCUUGGCAACCCUGUUCCAGCGCAUCUAGUCGCCCCAGACGGGUCAAACGACGCUCCAGCCUACAUGUACGAUGAGGCACCCCUCUCCGCUUCGGUGUUCGAGACCAUCAACGCUAAGCCAAAGGCCAAGAGGAGACCGUUGAGCAUGAGUGCUACGAUGGGGAGGACGAGCUCUGCUCCUGCGGGCUUGCUGCCAAUGCUGGCCGAGAAUGGGCAGGAGACGGUACUGAGCUCGAGGGAACGAUUUGAGAGGGUAAGGAGGGCCAACAAGCUUGAGCAGCUCCUGGGAGAGGGGGCGGGAUUUGCGCAGGCGCAGGUGCAGAUGGAGAUGCUCAAGUCAGGGCGAAGGGGUUCGCUCCGAGUGGGAAGGGGAGGGGAUGCAAAUCUUGCGAAGGAGAUGCAGAAUCAACUGGGUCUCGCUCCUGCGAUCGCGUUGCGACAGGGCGAGCAGAGGAGAAUGCGGGCUGGGAUGGACGGCAGAAGCAGCGCGAGUAGUAUGACGAGCGAGGACGAUGGUAAUGAUGACUUGGACCAAGAGGACGACAGGAACGACAACGGCAACGAUGACCUGGAGAAAAACGACGAGCACGAAGCGCGCCGCCGUCGAGCAGCCAAGGCGCAGAAGCUCAGCAAGUUCUUCGGGCAGAGGGUGGAGCAGGGCCAGCUGCUGCGAUGAGCUGUGUUCAGCUCGCGGGCGGGCAUGGCGCGAAGGCGGCACGAACGAAAUGAAACGUUGUGGGAGGGAACGAGGACGACGUAUGGCGAGAAUCGUCUCCAGAAUUGGUCGGCGAAGGAUUCGCAGCUUUCUAGGCCUAGACGUGGCUUUGGCUUGGUAUCAUACUCUCUGUGCUUUGCUUCUAAUUUGGCCCUUGACGAUUCUGUGAUUUGACCGUCUAGCAUUCUUAUGAAAUACACGACGAUGACUUCCCUGG